AUGUCGAAUCUAGAGAAAGGACAAGAAAUCACACAAACUGAAUUUAUCAACGAUGUCUCUCAAUCGACAAUAGGAGAAGGAAUAGAUCAGAUUGCGUAUGCAGAAACGAUCAAAUCAAACGUUGAAGAAGAUGCUGCCAAAGAUCCUAAUAAUCCAAAGAACUGGUCUCCCCUUAAGAAGUGGACAAAUCUGAGUAUUGUAGCUAUGCAUGCUUUUAUGGGAUACUUCUCUUCUGCGAUCUACUUUCCAGCUACUGCAAUAAUGCGAGUUGAAUUUGACACGAAUGUUAUAACAAUCAAUGCUACUGUAGCUAUCUUUGUUCUUUUCACUGGUAUUGGUCCAUUAUUCUGGGCUCCAUUAAGUGAACGUAUAGGGAGAAGAUGGAUAUACAUAUCAGCAAUGGGCAUGUACACAGUAGUUACAAUCAUUUGCGGAAUAUCUAAGCACAUUGGGAUGUUCUUCACCUUCCGAAUUCUCCAGGCCAUCUUUGCUUGUGCAGGACAGGCUCUUGGAGGUGGAAGUGCCUCUGAUAUGUUUGAAUCAAAAGACAGAGGAAAAGCCAUGAGCUUUUAUAUGUUUGGAACUGUCCUAGGUCCAGCAAUUGCUCCAAUGAUCGGUGGUUUCAUUACUCAAUAUCUUGGAUGGCGUUGGAUUUUUUACAUCAAGACUAUGAUCGGUGGAGUUAUGACAAUAAUCACGUUCCUUUUCGUCAAAGAGACUCUUUACAUCCCUCCUGGUAGUUUGCCACAAACUGAUACCAAACAAUCAUUCUUUUCAAAAAUCAGGUUCAACCCAUUCGGAAGUCUUGGCUUGCUUUUAAAGCCUCAUAUUUUUUUGGUGUGCUUACCUGUGAGCGCUGCAUUUGGAUUCUUUUAUCUUCUGGUCACUAUUCUUCCUGCUACAUAUUACGGGCUUUAUAACUUCUCUACAAGUUCAGUCGGGCUGGCUUUCUUUGCAGGAGGUGUUGGAAAUACCUUGGGAAGUAUUGUGGCUGGUUUAGUGUCAGAUCGCCUUUACUUUUGGCAAAUCGCGCGCAAUAAUAACAUCCGCAAGAUUGAGUACCGUCUCACACCUGUCUACUUUGGUAUUCCAUUUCUCCUCUUUGGUGGACUUCUUUAUGGCUGGCUCCUUGAUUUCCACGCACCAUCAUUCCCUCCUCUUAUCGGAUACGCAAUGUACACCUUUGGAACUAUGUUUACCAUGACAAUUGCAAACACAUAUCUUUCAGAGACCUUUCCUGGUCGUGCUGCGUCAGUCGUAUCAGCAUGUAACUUUACAAGAAAUUUGCUUGGAAUGAUGUUCUCCUUGCUGGCAGCUCCAAUUAGAAAUGGUCUUGGUGAUGGUUGGACAUACACAAUGAUUACCAUUUUCAACUUUGCAUUGUACUUUACUUGUAUCCCCCUCGUCCAAAUAUACGGCCGCCGUUGGAGAGAAAGCUAA
This is a messenger RNA of Phycomyces blakesleeanus NRRL 1555(-), 1440 nucleotides long. RefSeq lists its product as hypothetical. The coding region runs from base 1 to 1440 and encodes 479 amino acids. The transcript is spliced from 12 exons. Gene Ontology annotation, biological process: transmembrane transport. Gene Ontology annotation, molecular function: transmembrane transporter activity. The record is from RefSeq and is a predicted model, not a curated record. Lineage: Eukaryota; Fungi; Mucoromycota; Mucoromycetes; Mucorales; Phycomycetaceae.